UUUUUUUUUUCAAAAUAUAUAUAUAAAUAUAAGUGUAUAGAAAGGUAAUCAACAAAAGAGAUACUUUCAUUAUUCAAUUUCUUUAAAGAUAAAUAGAUAGAAAAAAAAAUGUUCUUUAAAAAAUACACAGUUACAACUACAACUGAAUAUCUACCCACAGAAUAUAAACCACGUCGAAUCAUUGUAUGUCUAGACGGCACUUGGGAAACACCUCAUGAUAAAACCAAUGUAUACAAGUUUUAUAUGAAUAUCGAUAGAUCUAAUAAUGAUUGGGAAUAUACAACAAAUUAUUACCUUGGUUUAGGAGCAGGCAAACACCCACUAUUAGGGGGUAUGUUUGGAUAUGGUAUCAGUAAACAAAUUAUUAGUGCGUACAAGUUUAUAUGUCGAAACUAUAGAGAUGAAAGAGAUGAGAUUUGGCUAUUAGGCUUUAGUCGAGGAGCCUAUGCUGUAAGAAGUUUGGCAGGAAUGAUGUAUAAUGUAGGAUUAUUACCUCCAACAAAGACAUCAAAAUCAAAAAGAGCUUAUAGAAUUUAUCGACAUAGACGUGGAUUGGGUUUACCUACUAGUAUAAUUUCUACUCAUUUUCGUGAAGAAAAUGGGUGUAGAACACCUAGUAUUCAUUUCUUAGGAUGCUUUGAUACUGUUGGAGCUCUUGGUAUGCCUAAAAUGCCUUGGUAUUUAGGUGGUCCAAUUUUCUACGGCUUAUUUCAUGGUAUAAAUGGGUUUCAUGAUAUAAAUUUAGCACCUAUUGUAAAGCAUGCAUAUCAUGCUAUGUCUAUCCAUGAACAGCGGGCUUGGUUUAGUCCAACUCUCAUGCUCUCCCCAACUGAACAGCAAACGCUAGAACAGAUUUGGUUUCCUGGUGUUCAUGGCGAUAUAGGAGGACAAGACGAUGGUCGAUACAACAACAUACUUUCAUGCCAUACCUUGAACUGGAUGAUGCAAAAGGCUCAAGAGGUCGGCUUAAAGUUUAUAAAUAAAAUAGACACAUGUGAUAAAAGCAAAUAUAAAUUUCAGUUCCAUGAUAGUUAUAAAAAGGGGAAAAUCUACAGUAUUAUGCCUCGAACGGACAGAGAGAUUCCAAAGGACGAAUUGACAGGUAGAUACCAAUUAAGCCAGAUUUACUUGAAUGGCGAUUUUUCAUCUUAUUUGGAACAAACUGAAUUAAAUAUGUACCCAUCAAAGACUUUGGAUAAUUUCUUUCAUAACCUAGAACUUCAAAAAGAACUUGAUGAAGAUCAACAUCAACAAAUUGAACUGAAGAUAGAACAAUAGACCCUUAUUAUAUUAUUUUAACUAUUGUAUAUAUAUUUGUAUACAUAUUUAUAUAAAUAUUAUGUCCCUAAAAAAAAACAAAUGCAC
Messenger RNA from Cokeromyces recurvatus, 1365 nucleotides. RefSeq lists its product as uncharacterized. Lineage: Eukaryota; Fungi; Mucoromycota; Mucoromycetes; Mucorales; Mucoraceae. The transcript is spliced from 4 exons. The coding region runs from base 109 to 1278 and encodes 389 amino acids. The record is from RefSeq and is a predicted model, not a curated record.